This is a messenger RNA of Pseudomyrmex gracilis, 2662 nucleotides long. RefSeq names its product muscle-specific protein 20. Lineage: Eukaryota; Metazoa; Arthropoda; Insecta; Hymenoptera; Formicidae. Gene Ontology annotation, biological process: actomyosin structure organization. Gene Ontology annotation, molecular function: actin binding. The record is from RefSeq and is a predicted model, not a curated record. The coding region runs from base 101 to 607 and encodes 168 amino acids. The transcript has 4 exons.
ACGCGCGGCGUCCGAUUUAGUUCCUACUCGACAUCAUCAUAGUUUCAAAGUCACGCACUCUCCUGAAUAACUAUCAUCGUCGAGGAAACACAGCAACGAAAUGCCGGCGCGCAACAAGCAACAGGAGGCAGAAGUUCUUGAAUGGAUUGAGGCUGUGUUAGGCGAAAAACUUCCUCCUGGUAACUACGAAGACAUUCUGAAAGAUGGUGUGAUUCUUUGCAAUUUAAUCAAUAAACUUGCACCCGGUUCGGUUAAGAAGAUUCAAACUAAAGGCACCAAUUUUCAGCUUAUGGAAAAUAUUCAAAGAUUCCAAGCAGCAAUUAAAAAUUACGGUGUGCCUCAAGAAGAAAUUUUCCAAACCGCGGAUCUCUUUGAAAGACGUAACAUCGUUCAAGUCACCCUCUGCUUAUAUGCGUUGGGUAGACUUACUCAGAAACAUGACUGGAACGGACCAAGUUUAGGACCCAAGAUGGCAGAAGAGAACAAGAGAAGCUUCACUGAAGAACAGCUUCGUGCCAGCGAAGGUCAUCUAAAUCUCCAAAUGGGUUACAACAAGGGCGCCAGUCAAUCCGGUCAUGGUGGCUUCGGAAAUACCAGACAUAUGUAAAUUUUUUAAAAGGGGAAAUUAUCAUAUGUCUAUAUCACAUAUUUAUAAUGACUGGUUAGGAGAUAUCAAUUUUAUUAUAUAAAAUAUAAUAAAAUUGUUGAAAUAAGUCGCAUUUUUCAACCGCGCUUAAAAUCUAAGAGUAAAAUAACACAGUUUAUCAUAUUAAACUUUGUUGCCGAUAUUUGUUUUUUUAUAGUUAUUAUUGGCAUAAAUAAGAUCAAAUAAUUUGCGUAAAUUUUUUUCUCACUAAAUUCUUCUCAAUAAAUAAUUAACUCUCUCAUCGUUGUGUGUGUGCUAAUAUAAUCUUUUGCAGUAUUUGAUAAUUCUAAAAACUGAUUAUUUUUUAUAUAGUUAAACUUUAAAUAUUUACUUUUUAUUUAACAUUUAACACAAAUUAUAUUUUGUUUUUUUUUUGUUUUCUUAUAUCAAAUAUCACAAAACUAUUGUAUUGCAUUACUAUUUUAACUUUCUAUACUUAGUCGCAACAAAAUAUAUUUUUUAUAUAAAUUUAUAAUAGUGUUUGCAUGUAAAUGUAAACAUAAAUUCUUCUUCUUAUCAUCGAAGAUAUCGCAAAAACGCUUUAUAUUUUAUACGUACACAAAACAAUACACAUAUCACAUUAACACUCACAUCAAAACAAAACUUUCAUUGUAUAUGCUACUUUUACACACAUACUUCACAAUAUACACAAAUAUUUUUUAUAGUGAUAUUAUUAUAAAAUUAAAUACACACAACAAUACAAACUAACAUUAAUGCAAACAUUAAAAAUGGACAUUUAUAUACACAUCACACAAAACUGUUAUGUCUGUAUACGUACAUUUGCACGUAUAUUUGCAACAUUUUACGCUACUUAUUAGAUGUAAUAACAAUGUACGUAGCGCGAAAAUGAUCUAGCAACACGAUUUUAUACUUAUAAAUCUAUAAUAUAUAAAGUAGAUUUUAAGUUUUUCAAUAUAGUUUUUAAGCGCAGCUUUAAUUUCACGUAAUAUUUUUUUGCAGUAUAUACUUACAUACACAAUAUCAAAUUACAGAUGCUAUAAAUUCGUAUCUGUCUAUCUCAUAAAGUAAUUGUUGCAUGUCUGCUCUUUUUAUAUACAAAUUGAUAAAUUUAAAUAAUAUAUAUUAUAACUUUUUAAAAUGUGUAUUAUGAAAGUAUGUACAUUUAUAAAUAAAUUUGUGAAAUUUAUAGUUAGUGUCGUAAGUAAUUAAAGCGAGGAAGUAACGAAGUAAUCUUAAAAACAAAGUGAUUUCAAAAAAAUCUAACAUUAGUUAGCCACUUUCAUAAAUCAAUGUUUAUGAUGAUUAUUUCACAUUCUCUUACACACUUUAUUUUAAUAAUAAAUAAACUUUUUAAAAUUUUAUAAUUAUCUUUCAAAUCAACAUAUACAUAUAUAUAUACGCGGAUAACCAAAUGACAUAAUAAUCAAUAUAUCUUUUGUGUGUCAACAUUAUCACAAAAAACUCAUGUCAUAAACGACAAAAAAGAUAAUCUAACGACAAUUCCAAGUUAGAUUAUAUUACCUAUAGAUAGGUAAUAAAAAGUAUUUGCGUUACGAUGCGAAAAAAGUAAGAAAUCGUUUAGUAAAUAAAAACAACUUGCUUUUUAUUUCAUUAAUUAAUCUGAACUACAUAAAUUCACAGUAAAAGAAUUAAGUAAAGAGCAAGUAAAAAAGAUUUUUGUGCAUCUCUAUAACUUAUCCUCCUUCGCACUCUCAUGUGUGUAUCUAUACACCCACACAGUGGUAAAAAUAGUCAUUGCUGUUUGUAAAUAAAUUGGAUACUUCACGAUCACACGUCAUUGCGACAUGCUUUUCUAAAUUUUUCGUGGAAAGGAGAGCGCACGCUUACGUGUUUCUGGCGUGGCAAAAUUUAAUUCAUAUAGUGUUGCUUUCCUUGGCAGAUCUGAGUGCCUUUCAGUUUAUUUUUGGAUCACCGUGGCCCACACGGCGGCCAUUGCUGGACUCGGGUCACGGUUCCAUAUCAUUUUAUUUCGUUUUGACUCAGUUUUUCGAAAAAAAAAACAGUUUUUAUAAUGUAGCUGUUUUAAAUGUUAAU